CCAAUCAGCAGGGUCGAUACAAAAUAUACUUGACAUCACCUCAGCCAUUUUGGAAAUUGGAAGCUGUUUAUUUCUUCAAGGUAAGGAAAAUUUGUAACAAUGGCUGGCAUAGAAAAAAUGAUGGAGAACCACUUGCUACAGGCUACCCAGGCCAUUGAAGACCAAUUAGAUAAUGAAAUCAACAAGCUUGACCGUAUGGAUCAAGAUGAGAUGGAACAGCUGAGAGAAAAACGCCUUCAAGCUUUGAAAAAACAAGCAGCACAAAAAGAAGAGUGGAUAGCUCAGGGUCAUGGGAAAUACUUUGAAGUCCCAGAUGAAAAGGCUUUCUUUGAUGAAUGCAAAAAGAGCAAGAAUGUGGUUUGUCACUUCUACAGAGACAGUACUUUCAGGUGCAAAAUAGUAGACAAACAUUUAGAGAUCCUGGCAGCUAAGCAUAUAGAGACAAAAUUCAUCAAAAUUGAUGCUGAAAAAUGUAAAUUUUUAGUUGAACGUCUUCGUAUUGUAGUCAUUCCAACCAUCUGUCUGGCAAAAGAUGGAAAGACUGUUGAUUAUGUUGUUGGUUUUGACGAUCUCGGUGGAACUGAUGAGUUUUCCACAGAGGUGUUAGAGUGGCGCAUCGCCAGGGCAGACGUCAUUAAUUAUAGUGGCGACUUGCUCCACCCACCUGGCUCUGAGGACAGAAAGAAAGGGAGAAGUGUACUUGGCAUGGAUAGAAAGAAGAAUUUAAGAGGAAGAAAUGAUGAUGAUGAUAUGAGUGAUGAUGAUGAUGACUGGUAGACCGAACUCUGAUAUUGACAUUAGAUAAAAUACCCACUGUUGAGGUAGAUAGCCUUCAAAGACUUAGUGGCUGAAAGUGAUUUCGGGUGAAGAAAACAAAUAAUUAUAGAUCUGGAAAGUUUAUUAAGCUUGACUACCAAAAAUUGAGUUAGAGUGAACAUAAAUCUGCUGCACAAUAUUUAUUUAUUUAUUUAUUUAUUUAUUUAUUUAUUAUUAUUAUUAUUAUUUUUUUUUUGGAUGAAUUGUGUUUAGUCUAUGAUGAGACAGUUGGAUUCCAGUCACUUAUCUUUUAAACCGCUGUUUAUUCUUCUGGUUGCCUUCCAAGAACUGAUAAUGAUGUGUUCUCUCAUUAUCUAUGUGAUAAAGUGGGUUAUGAUGUUCAACAUGACUGGAGGUCAAAUUGAAUUUUCUUGGUUUGUACAUGCGAAUAGAAUUUGAAGCAUAUCAUCUCAAGGAUGUGAAUGUUCAGGGGAUAACAUGAAUGUGGGAAUUUUAUUCUAACUUUAUCUAUUUAUUUAUUUAUUUGUUGAAAGCAUUGUUGAUAUGUCAUUUAAAAGUUUUUCUUUUUUGCUGGGUUGAAAGGUAUUAAGAUUAUAAAAAAAACUCACGUAAUCAUGUCACUGUUUAAUUUAUUGUUCUCUUGAUAUCUUGAUUUAGAGCAUAUACAAUAUAUUGGAUAUACUACAAUGCUGUGAAGACAUGAUUACCAGUAUGAUCCAGUGUAUGGUUUUCAUAUAUAACUUAUCUCUGUAUAAAAAUGUAGCAAUGUUUUACACAGAUAUGCUGUCCUUUUGUAAACACUGCACCAAUACUUAACUGUAUAUACCCCUUCCCAAGUGCCACACUAGUUAGCUGAAGUCUUGAAUACAUUAAGUAAAAACCCAUAAUGUGUAUAACUGCUCAUGACUGUUUUAUUGGUACUUUAUAAUAUAUGUAUCUAUGUAUGUAUUAUAUAUUUUAUCAUAUUAUCUUGACUAAAAGAAUAUUUGUUUUGACAAUUUUUUUUAUGCUUUUAUUAAAGCAUAUUGUAGGUUUUCAAUGUAGUUAAAAGAAGUACUGGUUUGAAGGAUUUUAUUAGUUUUUUCAAAACUGUAAUGAGAUAAAAGCUUUUCAAUUGAGGUAUGCAAACAAUUUGUUACUUUUCUCUGUUUUUUCCACUUUGUACUAUGUGUGCUUAUUAAACAGAAUGCAUUGAAAUAAUUA
This is a messenger RNA of Lingula anatina, 1980 nucleotides long. RefSeq names its product thioredoxin domain-containing protein 9. The record is from RefSeq and is a predicted model, not a curated record. NCBI's taxonomy places the organism in Eukaryota, Metazoa, Brachiopoda, Lingulata, Lingulida, Lingulidae.